Molecule: messenger RNA, 1143 nt
Organism: Durio zibethinus
Lineage: Eukaryota; Viridiplantae; Streptophyta; Magnoliopsida; Malvales; Malvaceae
Source: RefSeq, a predicted model, not a curated record
AUGGGAACUAGUCAUAGAGUUGAAGCUGUGGAUGAUAAAGGGGAUGGAAGCAGCAAGCAUUUAACAGAUUUUGAAGUUAAUAGUAAUGAGAUUAAAUCUCUUUCGAGGCAUGGAAGUUCAGCCUCUUCUUCCUCGUCAGAUUCUCAUGACCAUGUUGAUAUUCUUGGAAAUAAUGAUAAUAAACCACUUGAGAAAUCUGAACAACCUGAACUCAAAUCACCAACAGCUAUUCGUGUUUCGUUUGCGAGUUCAAAUGACAAGUCCCCAGAUAAUCAGAUGGCUGCAGAGCAAGUUCCAGCUGGUGGCUAUGUGCCAAAUCGGAUACCAUCAUCCAUUUUUAGUAGUAAGCCUGCAACACCAAUGGAUUGGAGCACUGCUUCAAAUGAAUCACUGUUUAGCAUUCACGUUGGAAAUGGCAGCUUCUCAAAGGAUCAAUUUUUUAUGUUAUAUAAGUCUGGAGAAUUGACCAAGUUAGAUGAGCAGAUCAUUGCUCAAGGUAACCUGCUGCCUUCUCUGAAAGAAUUAGACGACAUGGCAGCAAGGAAUGAAAAUGUAGAGAAGGGUUCAGGAGCAACAGAAAUGUCAAAGAAUACAACAACGGUGGUCGAGACCAGUGAAGUUGCGGCAGAUCAUAGCCACCAAAAGAUGCCUCCGGCUGAGGAAGUUCACAAUCCAGUUAGCAAUACCCCAACAGUGGACCUAGGCGCAAUUGCUGGCAAUCAUAGCCAGGAAAAAAAAUUCCCUGUAGAGGUCCAGAAUUCACCUACCAGUAGCAUCUCUCGCCUUUCCAAUGAGAGCAAUAACAGCACUCUUUCCUUUGCCUUCCCUGUGUUGGCAGGUAAUGAUGCUGGAAGAAUUAGCUGUGCGAGUGGUGACCAAAAUAACAAGGGAUUACAGACACAGUCAGUAAAUCAGCAGCAGCAGGAGCAGAAGGAGCAGAAGCAAUCUACAGAGGAAUUGCAACCACAAUCUCCUGUUACACCCCAAAAUGCUUCCAAUCGCAGUUGGUUUUCCUGGCGCCUGUCCGCCUCUCGUCAGUCGGCUCUCGAUCUCUCAAGCUCAAGAUCUCCUAACUCUCUGCCUCCCAGUCUCUCCAACUCUUCGCCUCACACUCAGCUCUCCUCAUACUAUGCCUGCCCCUGA